GCGUGCGUCCGCCCGACCACAGGAAGGCCGCCUCAUUGGUUCGCGCAGUCGGGACUCCGGCGGCUUUUCUCUUAGAGCUCAAGGCGCUGACCCACUUCUCUUCCUCCAACCCAGCGUGUCCUUCCUUCCGAAGUGCCCAGAGCUGCCGGCCCGAAAGGAUCCGGACUGAGCUAGGCGGGGUAACUGCACUGAGGCACCAUGACGACCCUGGACGAUAAGUUGCUGGGGGAGAAGCUGCAGUACUAUUACAGCAGCAGUGACGAUGAGGACAGCGACCGCGAGGACAAGGAUGGAGGCAGGGGUGCGCUGGCCGGCACUUCGAUGCCUGCAGAUGCUGAGUUGGCAGGCGAAGGCAUCUCAGUUAACACAGGUCCAAAAGGGGUGAUAAAUGACUGGCGCCGCUUCAAACAGUUGGAGACAGAGCAGAGGGAGGAGCAGUGCCGGGAGAUGGAAAGGCUGGUCAAGAAGCUGUCGAUGACCUGCAGGUCCCAUCUGGAUGAAGAGGAGGAGCGGCACAAGCAGGAGGCGCUGCAGGAGAAGCUUGGUGCGAAGAUGACUCUGAAGGAGUUCGCCAUGAUGAACGAGGACCAAGACGAUGAAGAGUUUCUCCAGCAGUACCGGAAGCAGAGGAUGGAGGAGAUGCGGCAGCAGCUUCACAGAGGGCCCCAGUUCAAGCAGGUUUUUGAGAUCCCUAGCGGAGAAGGGUUUUUAGACAUGAUUGAUAAAGAACAGAAAAGCACCCUCAUCAUGGUCCAUAUUUAUGAGGACGGCAUUCCUGGGACCGAAGCCAUGAAUGGCUGCAUGAUUUGCCUUGCUGCCGAGUACCCAGCUGUCAAAUUUUGCCGGGUGAAGAGCUCGGUUAUUGGGGCCAGCAGUCGCUUCACCAGGAACGCCCUUCCUGCCCUGCUGAUCUACAAGGGAGGUGAAUUGAUCGGCAAUUUUGUUCGUGUCACUGACCAGCUGGGGGAAGAUUUCUUUGCUGUGGACCUUGAAGCUUUUUUACAGGAAUUUGGAUUGCUCCCCGAAAAGGAAGUCUUGGUGCUGACGUCUGUGCGUAACUCUGCCACCUGUCACAGUGAGGAUAGCGAUUUGGAAAUAGAUUGAACUGCUAGUCUAAUUGCAUAGAUUUCUCAUUGUUUAGGCUGGAAGACACAUGGCUGUGUAUUUAUUUUUGUUCCUUCCUGUGUUGUGUGGCAUCUCAGCUGUUCUUUGUAGUCCCUUUUAUUAUACGUAAAGUCAAGAAAUUCUUAGAUUAAAUUGGAAUGCUGAAUCACCUUGUGGCUAGCAGCAGUAACUUAAAAUUGUGUAAACAGGAAGCCAGGCUUUUGAACUGUUUACCUAAGAUUCUCCAGCAUGACAUCUCUGUUACUGUUUCUAGUCAAUAUUUACAUAACAUCCUAAAGACAGUGUCCGAGAAAUUGUCUUCAGAUGGUCUCAGAGGUCUCUGCCAGGCCUGGGAAUAUAAUUCUAUAGUUAGUGUGUUCUUUGCAACAUAAAUAGUGUGUCUCUUUCAUCAAUGAUCAUAAAUUAUAUUUACUUGUAAUCAGAUCCAUAGUCCUGGAAGGCAGUUACAUUUUUACCCUAGACCCUCUUCUCUACCAGGGUCUUGGUUAAAGCUUCCCGACAAUGGAUGUUGGCCCCAUCAAGAGGGGUGACCUCUGCUGUUGGAGCCAGUGUCCCGCUCAAGCAUUAUUAGGUCUUGAAUAGGAGGAAAGAUUGAUGCUGACUGCCCUCUUGAUGCUGAAGGUCAGCUUGAUUUAGAAAUCAGAGCUGGUUUGGAGCUGGGAAGCCUUUUGAAAGGAGGAUUUCUUAAGAUAACUCCUGCUCAUUUCUUUGUCUGUCUUUCUCUUAUUUAACAAUGUAAGGUUUUGUUUUAAUGUAGCUUUUUAAAAAGCUUUUUUUUUUUUGGAUACUGGAAAAAUAAUAUUUAACAGAGGAACAUUUGCCAAAAUACAGAAGUGAAAAUAAGAAAGUUAGAAUAAUAUCUAAUUCUACCGCCUAUCUGCCGCCUAGGGUAAAACACUAUUAACAUUUUGGCAUAUUUCCUUCCAUUGUAUUUUCUUUGUAUAUGUAGACAUUUUGGUUGUGUUUAAACAAAACAAUGGGAUCAUUCUGAACAUACUGUUUUAUAGUAUGGUCAGCUAAUAUAGAUCAAACUUUUUUUCAUGUCAUUAAAUAACCUACAACGUUUAAAAAAUGGCCAUUGAUAUUCCACUAUGUAGAUGGCGCUGUAAUUUGCUUGGUGGUUGUCUCUUAAAAAGAAAAGCAGCAAAGACUUUUUACUACGGAAGUAAUAGAUGUCCAUUGUAGAAAAUGUAAUAAAAAUUAUGGUUAAAAAGUGAUUUUAAAAGUCCUGUAAUUCUGCCAAUCAAAAAUUAUCCACUUUAUCAUUUUUAUAGGUAGCCUUCUAGUCUUUUCUAUUCGUAUUCAUAUUUAUAAUAAUGAUUGUCAUUUGAAUGCUUUUCACUUGUUUUUUACUUAAAACGGUGUACAUUCUAAGGUCGGGGAGAUGUAAUCUGGAAUUAAAAGAUUAACUUUAAAAUUCAUUUUUGCUUUUCCUGGUUAUUCAAGAGUGGACUAAAUGUAGAAGGGUCUUGAAAAUAUCUGUCAUGCUUUAUCAGUAGGAGGAAAGUGUACGGUUUAUCUGCUUUAAAAAGCUCACUGUAGAAAGCGUGGAAAAAGUAGAGACAACUGUUGUCAAUGUUCUCAUUUAUUUCCCUCAGUCUUUUUUUUUUUUUAGUGUUUUAAUAACAUCGAGAACUUAUUGGAUUUAAUUUUGUGUUCUACUUUAUUUAAUAUUAUAUCAUAACUACUUCAAUAUGUUAUAAAAGUUCUAAAUAAAUAAUUCUAAUGGCUUCAUAAUACUCC
This is a messenger RNA of Mustela erminea (ermine), 2868 nucleotides long. It is a transcript of the gene PDCL, whose product is annotated as phosducin like. Gene Ontology annotation, biological process: regulation of G protein-coupled receptor signaling pathway. The transcript has 4 exons. The record is from RefSeq and is a predicted model, not a curated record. Lineage: Eukaryota; Metazoa; Chordata; Mammalia; Carnivora; Mustelidae. The coding region runs from base 199 to 1104 and encodes 301 amino acids.